AGAGACAACGGGUAAAAGACAUUGAUCAGUGCUCAUCGUGAACGUCGUGGGUUUACUUCCAGGAGACUAUUAUAAAAAGGAGCUAAAAGAUGCAUCAGAGUCUAGUAGGGUUCCUUGUGGGCUUAUCCACGGUUACGAUUAUUCUACAAGUGGUGGCUGGAAGUUCCCUAGGUUUUCUCCGCGCUCUAGCAGCAGAAGACUCUGAAGAGGAACAACAAUUGACCUUCGAUGAUGUGGAACAGACAAAUAUGAUAUCAGAUUAUGACAACAAAAAUACACUGACGAGUAAAAAGACCAAAGAAUGGGUUAAAGUGGAGUUGUCUGGAUCAUCGCAUUCUCACAUUCUUUCGAAAGGGCAAUAUUACGAGUUGACGUGUAAAGGUGAAGGCGGACCAGCUCCACAAAUUUUCUGGAUACGCGGUGGAAAUAUUCAAAGACAGCUCGAUGAACUCAAAAAAACGAGUCUCACGUAUGACCCCUCAAUGUUUUUCAAUUCGGGUGCUGCAAAGAAGGAAUCAAAAUACGUGAUUGAUUGUGCAUCAAAACAAGACGAGGGGCCCAUUCACUGUGUGGCGAUUGCAGGUGACAAAUUCAAAUGGGAGUCAACGGUUAUUUUGGUAUCGGAUAACGUCAACUCUACACGGAGUCGAUCCUGUGGUUCAAAUCGUCCACCGGUGAUAACUCAUCAUACGGCAACAGUUGUGGCACUUCAAGGUACAUCCUUAAUCCUCCCAUGCGUGGCAACAGGCAAACCCAGACCCUACAUCACCUGGGAAACUUCAGACGGCAAUGUAAUAGCGAAUCACCUCUUCAACCCACGUUUCAAAGUACUUGGUACUGGUGACCUACUAAUUGAUGCGCUCGAGUGGGAGGACAUGAACGAAUACACCUGUGUAGCAAAAUCACAUCUGGGCGAAGAUCGUGUCUCCACGUUUGUCUAUCCCGCCCAACGUGAUGAUAGGCGUUAAACUGCUCGUACACAGGACACAGGAGAAGAUGAACCAAUGGCCAUUGAGAGUACUUGCAAUCCACCUGUUUCUAAUUCUUAGGUAGCUGACUAUUGUGCUGGAAAUGUCAAGUAAAGAAAAAACCGUGCCGGCAGUGAGCCUCACAUUUUCAAUGGGGACAAAAAAAAAAAAGAGAAA
Messenger RNA from Fopius arisanus, 1145 nucleotides. It is a transcript of the gene ImpL2, whose product is annotated as Ecdysone-inducible gene L2. The transcript is spliced from 7 exons. The record is from RefSeq and is a predicted model, not a curated record. Bases 90 to 968 code for a protein of 292 amino acids. NCBI's taxonomy places the organism in Eukaryota, Metazoa, Arthropoda, Insecta, Hymenoptera, Braconidae.